Messenger RNA from Polyodon spathula (Mississippi paddlefish), 8095 nucleotides. Its product is annotated as talin-1. Gene Ontology annotation, cellular component: cytoskeleton; ruffle; plasma membrane. The transcript is spliced from 58 exons. Bases 227 to 7849 code for a protein of 2540 amino acids. Gene Ontology annotation, biological process: platelet aggregation. NCBI's taxonomy places the organism in Eukaryota, Metazoa, Chordata, Actinopteri, Acipenseriformes, Polyodontidae. Gene Ontology annotation, molecular function: structural constituent of cytoskeleton; actin filament binding; integrin binding. The record is from RefSeq and is a predicted model, not a curated record.
AGUCUGACACAAACCAGCACUGUAGAACAUCACUGUAGGCUGGGGAGAAAAGGAUAUUUUUCUGGAAUUUCCAACAAGAAGGGAGAAACAGGACCACAAAGAGAGAAUCCUAAGUGGUGCGAAAGCUGAGGAACCUGUCAGUGCGAGUCAUACAGGGAGGAGAUCCCCCCCAGAAUUGUUUCCAUCAAGUACAGUGAAGUAGCGGAGCAGAGAGAAGACAGUCACCAUGGUCGCCCUGUCGCUGAAGAUUGGCGUGGGAAACGUCAUGAAGACCAUGCAGUUUGAACCUUCCACCAUGGUGUAUGACGCCUGCCGCAUCAUCAGGGAGAGGGUCCCCGAGGCGCAAACUGGCCAGCCUAAUGAUUACGGAUUGUUCCUGUCAGAUGAAGACCCUAAGAAGGGGAUUUGGCUUGAAGCUGGGAAAGCGCUUGAUUAUUACAUGCUGAGGAAUGGGGACACCUUGGAAUACAAGAAAAAGCACAGACCCCUGAAAAUCAGGAUGCUGGACGGGACUGUUAAAACAGUUAUGGUGGAUGAUUCCAAACUUGUUGGAGAUAUGCUAAUGACAAUCUGCGCCAGGAUAGGAAUCACAAACUAUGAUGAGUACUCGCUGGUGCACGACAUUGUAGAGGAAAAGAAAGAGGAGAACUACGGGACCCUGAAAAAGGACAAAACACUCAUGCGAGACGACAAGAAGAUGGAGAAGCUGAAGCAGAAGCUCCACACUGACGAUGACAUGAACUGGCUGGACCACGGGCGCACGCUCAGAGAACAGGGCGUGGAAGAAACAGAAACGCUGCUUCUGAGGAGGAAGUUCUUCUACUCUGAUCAGAAUGUGGAUUCCAGAGACCCAGUGCAGCUCAAUCUGCUAUAUGUGCAGGCUCGAGAUGACAUCCUGAAUGGUUCCCAUCCCGUCUCCUUCGACAAGGCCUGUGAAUUUGCAGGGUUUCAAUGCCAGAUUCAGUUUGGAGACCACAACGAGCAGAAGCACAAGCCAGGAUUCUUGGAUUUAAAGGAGUUCCUGCCAAAAGAAUACAUCAAAAACAAGGGGGAAAAGAAAAUCUUUCAGGCUCACAGCAACAGCCAGAGCAUGACAGAAAUUGAAGCAAAAGUGAGCUACGUCAAAUUGGCCAGGUCUCUUAAAACCUAUGGAGUGUCAUUCUUUUUAGUAAAGGAGAAAAUGAAAGGCAAGAACAAACUGGUGCCCCGCUUGCUGGGGAUCACAAAAGAGUGCGUGAUGAGAGUCGAUGAGAAAACCAAGGAGGUGAUCCAGGAGUGGAACCUCACCAAUAUCAAGCGCUGGGCUGCGUCGCCCAAGAGCUUCACCUUGGAUUUCGGUGACUAUCAAGAUGGCUACUACUCUGUUCAGACAACUGAAGGGGAACAGAUUGCACAGCUGAUUGCGGGCUACAUUGAUAUCAUUCUUAAAAAGAAAAAAAGUAAGGACCACUUUGGCUUGGAGGGAGAUGAAGAAUCAACCAUGUUAGAGGACUCUGUGUCACCAAAGAAGUCCACCGUACUCCAGCAGCAGUUUAACCGGGUUGGUAAAGUAGAGCACGGCUCUGUGGCCUUGCCAGCCAUCAUGCGUUCUGGAGCUGGCGGUCCAGAGAGUUUCCAGGUGGGCACCAUGCCACAGGCCAAGCAGCACAUCACCAGUGGACAGAUGCACAGGGGGCACAUGCCUCCUCUGACCUCGGCCCAACAGGCUCUGAUGGGUACCAUUAACUCCAGCAUGCAUGCUGUGCAAGCAGCACAGGCCACGCUGGAUGAGUUUGACACAUUACCACCACUUGGGCAGGAUGCUGCCUCCAAAGCAUGGCGUAAAAAUAAAAUGGAUGAAUCCAAACACGAGAUCCAUUCUCAGGUGGAUGCUAUUACUGCAGGAACCGCAUCAGUGGUCAAUCUCACUGCAGGGGGUCCAGCUGACACAGACUAUACAGCAGUGGGCUGUGCAGUGACCACUAUCUCCUCCAACUUGACGGAGAUGUCCAAGGGGGUGAAGCUGCUUGCGGCUCUAGUGGAGGAUGAGGGUGGCAAUGGGCACAAUCUCCUUCACGCUGCAAAGAACCUCGCCUGCGCCGUCUCUGACAUGCUCAAGACAGCCCAGCCAGCCAGUACUGAGCCUCGUCAGGUCCUGCUCCAGGCAGCAGGCAAUGUUGGCCAAGCAAGUGGAGAUUUACUACAGCAGAUUGGCGAGAGUGAGGCAGACCCCAAAUUCCAGGACAUGCUGAUGCAUCUGGCCAAAGCAGUAGCCAAUGCAGCGGCUGCUCUCGUGCUUAAAGCUAAGAACGUGGCCCAGAAGACUGAGGACUCAGGGCUCCAGAACCGCGUGAUUGCCGCCGCCACCCAGUGCGCCCUCUCCACCUCCCAGCUUGUAGCUUGCACCCGGGUGGUUGCCCCCACCAUCAGCUCCCCAGUAUGCCAGGAGCAGCUGAUUGAGGCAGGGAAGCUGGUGGCCAAAUCAGUGGAGGGAUGCGUGGAGGCAUCCCAGGCUGCCACCAACAAUGAGCAGCUGCUGAAGCAGGUGGGCUCGGCUGCUACGGGGGUGACGCAGGCCCUCAAUGACCUGCUGCAGCACAUCAAGCAGUACACCACCGGCGGGCAGCCCGUCGGGCGCUACGACCAGGCCACCGACACCAUCCUCAACGUCACAGAGAACAUCUUCAGCUCUAUGGGGGAUGCAGGUGAGAUGGUGCGGCAGGCUCGCAUCUUGGCCCAGGCCACCUCAGACCUGGUCAAUGCCAUAAAAGCCGAUGCUGAAGGCGAGUCUGACCUGGAGAACUCCCGCAAGCUGCUUUCUGCAGCCAAACUGCUCGCCGACGCCACAGCUAAGAUGGUAGAAGCUGCCAAGGGAGCAGCUGCCAACCCAGACAGCGAGGAGCAACAGCAGAAGCUACGGGAGGCAGCCGAGGGGCUGAGGAUUGCCACCAACGCGGCAGCCCAGAAUGCCAUCAAGAAGAAACUGGUCAACAAGCUGGAGAAUGCAGCUAAACUGGCUGCUGCCGCAGCCACCCAGACCAUUGCCGCUGCUCAGCAGGCUGCCUCCACCAAUAAGAACCCAGCAGCACAGCAGCAACUUGUCCAGAGCUGCAAGGUUGUGGCGGAUCAGAUUCCCAUUCUGGUCCAGGGCGUGCGAGGAAGCCAGUCCCAGCCUGACAGCCCAAGCGCUCAGCUAGCUCUCAUCAGCGCUGGACAAAACUUUCUUCAGCCUGGAGCUAAGAUGGUUACCGCUGCCAAGGCCACUGCUCCUACCAUCAGUGACCAGGCCUCUGCCAUGCAGCUGAGCCAGUGUGCCAAAAACCUGGCAACCGCUUUGGCUGAGCUCAGAACUGCUGCACAGAAGGCACAGGAAGCCUGCGGCCCUCUGGAAAUAGACAAUGCUCUGAAUGUAGUCCGGAGCCUGGAGAAGGACAUGCAGGAAGCAAAGGCCUCAGCUGUGGAAGGGAAACUGAAACCCCUGCCUGGAGAAACGUUGGAGAAGUCCUCUCAGGACCUGGGAAACAGCACCAAGGCUGUGAGCUCUGCCAUUGCUCAGCUGCUCAGUGAAAUUUCCCAGGGCAACGAGAAUUACACAGGAAUGGCUGCCCGAGACCUGGCUCAAGCCCUGAAAGCUCUGGGCAUGGCAGCUCGCGGUGUUGCUGCCAGCACAUCAGACCCACAGGCUCGCAAUGCAAUGCUGGAUUGCGCCAGCGAUGUCAUGGAUAAAUCAGGCAACUUGAUAGAGGAGACAAAGAGGGCAGUGGCCAAGCCAGGAGACCCAGACAGCCAGCAGAGACUGGCACAGGUUGCAAAGGCAGUAUCCCAGGCCCUGAACAGGUGUGUGAACUGCCUCCCUGGACAGAGAGAUGUGGACAAUGCCAUCAGGACAGUGGGAGAAGCCAGUAAGAAGCUCCUGGCAGACUCGUUCCCCCCAAGCUCCAAGAGCUUCCAGGAAGCCCAGGGUAAUCUGAACCAGGCAGCUGUAGGGCUGAACCAGUCUGCCAAUGAGCUGGUGCAGUCUUCCCGGGGCACCACUCAGGACCUCUCCAGGGCCUCUGGGAAGUUCGGACAGGACUUCAAUGAGUUCUUGCAGGCCGGCGUGGAGAUGGCAGGACAGUCCCAGUCGAAGGAAGAUCAGACUCAGGUGGUCACAAACCUCAAGACCAUCUCCAUGUCUUCUAGCAAGCUCCUGCUUGCAGCUAAAGCUCUCUCUGCAGACCCCAGCGCCCCCAACCUCAAGAACCAGCUUGCAGCUGCUGCACGCGCUGUCACAGACAGUAUUAAUCAGCUGAUCACAAUGUGCACCCAGCAGGCCCCAGGCCAGAAAGAGUGUGACAAUGCCCUGCGGGAGCUUGAGACCGUCCGUGGCAUGCUGGAAAACCCCACGGAAGCUGUGAAUGACCUCUCCUACUUCGACUGCAUUGACAGUGUAAUGGAGAACUCCAAGGUUCUUGGAGAAGCCAUGGCAGGAAUAUCUCACAAUGCAAAGAACAGUAAGCUUCCUGAGUUUGGAGACUCUGUCAGCUCAGCAUCCAAAGCUCUGUGUGGGCUCACUGAAGCUGCUGCUCAGGCUUCCUACCUGAUCGGCGUUUCGGAUCCCAACAGCCAUGCUGGGCAGAGGGGACUAGUGGAUCCUUCCCAGUUUGCCAGAGCAAAUCAAUCCAUUCAGAUGGCCUGCCAGAACCUGGUGGAUCCAGCAUGCACCCAAUCACAGGUUCUUUCAGCUGCUACCAUUGUUGCCAAACACACUUCAGCACUGUGCAACGCCUGCCGUCUGGCUUCAUCCAAAACUGCAAACCCUGUUGCUAAGCGACAGUUCGUCCAGUCGGCAAAGGAAGUGGCUAACAGCACAGCUAAUCUUGUUAAGACAAUAAAAGCGCUUGAUGGAGCUUUCAGUGGAGAAAACCGCGAGAAGUGCAGAGGCGCGACUGUGCCUCUGAUUGAGGCUGUCGACAAUCUGACCGCCUUCGCUUCCAACCCAGAGUUUGCCAGUGUUCCAGCACAGAUCAGCCCCGAGGGGCUCCAAGCAAUGAAGCCCAUAGUUGUUGCUGCCAAGACCAUGCUGGAGAGCUCAACUGGGUUGAUCCAGACUGCCCGCUCACUGGCCGUCAACCCCAAAGACCCACCAAAGUGGUCGGUCCUGGCUGGACACUCCAGGACAGUCUCCGACUCCAUCAAAAACCUCAUAACAAACAUGAGAGAUAAAGCUCCUGGACAGAUUGAGUGUGAUCAAGCCAUUGAGGUUCUCAAUAGGUGCAUCAGAGAUGUGGAUCAGGCAUCACUAGCUGCUGUCAGCCAGCAACUUAACCCAAGAGAAGACAUUUCACAGGAGGCCCUUCAUGACCAGGUGGCAGCGGCAGUGCAGGAGAUCAGCAUCCUGAUUGAACCCAUCGCAGUGGCGGCUCGAUCUGAGGCGUCAGAGUUAGGACAUAAGGUGUCUCAGAUGGCAAGCUACUUUGAGCCUCUUAUCAUGGCGUCUAUUGGAACAGCAUCAAAGAUCCUGGACAGCCAGCAGCAAAUGAACCUGCUGGAUCAGACCAAGACGCUGGCAGAGUCUGCCCUGCAGAUGCUCUACGCUGCCAAAGAGGCAGGGGGAAAUCCUAAAGCGACCCACACACAGGAGGCAGUGGAGGAGUCUGUGCUGAUGAUGAAGGAGGCGGUGGAUGACUUGUCAGCCACCCUGGCAGAGGCAGCCAGUGCUUCUGGAGCUGUGGGAGGCAUGGUGGACUCUAUCACCCAGGCCAUUAACAGGAUUGAUGAAGGCCCAGACGGUGAACCAGAGGGCACGUUUGUAGACUACCAGACCACCAUGGUGAAGACUGCCAAAGCCAUUGCCGUCACUGUACAGGAAAUGGUUACAAAAUCCAACACCAAUCCAGAUGAGCUGGGCUCUUUGGCUAAUCAGCUCACAAGUGAUUUUGGGCAGCUGGCUCAGGAGGCGAAACCUGCUGCUAUUACUGCAGAGAACGAAGAGAUUGGAUCCCACAUUAAGAACCGGGUGCAGGAGCUGGGUCAUGGGUGUGCCACCCUGGUUACCAAGGCUGGGGCUCUGCAGUGCAGCCCUAAUGAUGCCUUUACCAAGAAGGAGCUCAUUGAGUCUGCACGCAAGGUCUCCGAAAAGGUGUCUCAUGUAUUGGCAGCUCUGCAGGCUGGUAACCGUGGUACCCAAGCCUGCAUCACCGCUGGCAGCGCAGUGUCUGGCAUCAUCGCAGACCUGGAUACCACAAUCAUGUUCGCAACAGCUGGCACCCUCAACCGAGAGAAUGCCGAGACAUUCGCUGAUCACAGGGAGAACAUCUUGAAGACUGCCAAAGCUCUGGUGGAAGACACUAAGCUGUUGGUAUCAGGGGCUGCGGCAAGCCAGGAGAGACUGGCCCAGGCAGCUCAGUCAUCAGUCAACACAAUCACCAAGCUAGCUGAGGUAGUGAAGCUGGGAGCGGCCAGCUUGGGAGCUGAGGAUCCAGAGACACAGGUCGUGUUGAUCAACGCAGUGAAGGAUGUGGCCAAGGCGCUUGGAGAUCUCAUCAGUGCCACGAAGGGAGCCUCAGGGAAGCCUCAUGAUGAUCCUGCCAUGCUUCAGCUCAAGAACUCUGCCAAGGUGAUGGUGACCAAUGUGACUUCGCUCUUGAAGACUGUCAAGGCUGUGGAAGAUGAAGCAACCAAAGGAACCAGAGCCCUGGAGGCCACCAUUGAGCACAUUAAGCAGGAGCUGGCUGUAUUCAACAGCAAAGAGCCACCACCUAAGACUGCGACACCUGAAGAUUUUAUCCGCAUGACCAAAGGCAUCACCAUGGCGACUGCAAAGGCAGUGGCUGCUGGGAAUUCGUGCCGUCAGGAAGACGUCAUCGCUACAGCUAACCUGAGUCGCAAAGCCAUUGCUGAGAUGCUGAACUCCUGCAAGCAAGCGGCAUAUCACCCUGAGGUGAAUAAAGAUGUGCAAACCAGAGCGCUCCGAUAUGGAAAAGAGUGUGCCGUCGGGUACCUGGGACUGCUGGAGCACGUGCUGGUGAUUAUUCAGAAGCCGUCCCAUGACCUGAAACAGCAGCUGGCCUCCUACUCCAAGCGAGUGGCCGGCUCUGUCACAGAGCUCAUCCAGGCAGCAGAGGCCAUGAAAGGCACAGAAUGGGUUGAUCCUGAAGACCCGACCGUUAUUGCUGAGAAUGAACUUCUGGGAGCUGCUGCUGCUAUUGAGGCUGCAGCCAAGAAAUUGGAGCAGCUCAAACCUCGAGCUAAGCCCAAGGAAGCAGACGAGAGCCUGAACUUCGAGGAACAGAUUUUGGAAGCUGCCAAAUCUAUCGCCGCGGCAACCAGUGCUCUGGUGAAAGCUGCCUCUGCAGCUCAGAGAGAGCUGGUGGCACAAGGAAAAGUGGGCGCUAGUCCAGCCAAUGCUGUGGAUGAUGGGCAGUGGUCUCAGGGCCUUAUUUCAGCUGCCCGAAUGGUUGCAGCAGCUACCAGCAACCUUUGCGAGGCAGCUAACUCGGCUGUGCAGGGCCACGCUAGCGAGGAAAAACUCAUCUCAUCUGCCAAGCAGGUGGCAGCGUCCACAGCUCAGCUCCUGGUGGCCUGUAAGGUGAAGGCGGACCAGGACUCCCAGACCAUGAAGAGGCUUCAGGCUGCUGGUAAUGCUGUAAAGAGAGCUUCUGAUAACCUGGUGAAGGCGGCACAGAAAGCAGCAUUCGAUGCACACGACGAUGAAACCGUGGUGGUGAAGAGCAAGAUGGUUGGCGGAAUUGCUCAGAUUAUUGCAGCCCAGGAAGAGAUGCUGCGGAAGGAGAGGGAGCUGGAGGAAGCUCGGAAGAAGCUGGCAACGAUCAGGCAACAGCAGUACAAGUUCCUGCCCACUGAGCUUCGAGAGGAUGAACAAAAUUAACGACCUGCACCAUCCGGAUAUAGUUAUAUAUUUAAAGAAAUACAAUCUUAUUCAGUCCCCAUGGGCUGUGAAACAAAGUAGAAUAUCAUCAGUACAUUUGGACUAUAGCAGGGUAUAUGAACAGAUUGAUUGCUUUAAAAUAGGUCAACAUUAAGAGAGAUGUCUAUUUUUACAUUUAGUUGAAAGUUGUUAGGUAAAACGUUGGAUUUUUUUUUUUUUUUUGCGCAUUGCUGAUUUACACCUGAU